GUUGACUAGAUGAAGCGUUGGGAUUUGUGAGUCACGUUUCCUCAGUUUUAAAUGAAAUUGAAUUAACGCGGGGAAUCCAAUAAAUCACCUCCCUAACAAUUGGGUACGACGAAAGAUUAAUAGAGAGUAUUUAUAUUGAACCUUAGUGGAGAAAAAUGGCGAUGGCGGGUUUAUAUCGACGAGUUCUUCCUUCUCCUCCUGCUAUUGAUUUUGCUUCUAAUGAAGGAAAGCAACUUUUUUUGGAGGCCAUCCAGAAUGGAACAAUGGAAGGAUUUUUCAAGUUGAUCUCUUAUUUUCAGACACAAUCUGAACCAGCCUACUGUGGUUUGGCUAGCCUUUCCAUGGUCUUGAAUGCCCUUGCUAUUGAUCCAGGACGAAAAUGGAAAGGGCCUUGGAGAUGGUUUGAUGAAUCAAUGCUGGACUGCUGUGAGCCAUUGGAAAAGGUUAAAGCUAAAGGGAUCUCCUUUGGGAAAGUGGUUUGUUUGGCUCACUGUGCAGGAGCCAAGGUGGAAGCUUUUCGCUCUGAUAAAAGCACCAUUGAUGACUUCCGCAAAUAUGUCAUGGCUUGCACUACUAGUGAUAAUUGUCAUCUGAUCUCAUCAUAUCAUCGAGGCCUUUUUAAACAGACAGGUUCAGGACACUUUUCACCUAUUGGUGGGUAUCACGCGGAAAAGGAUAUGGCACUGAUUCUAGAUGUUGCAAGGUUUAAAUAUCCCCCUCACUGGGUUCCCCUCCCUCUCCUUUGGGAAGCCAUGAACACAAUUGAUGAAGCUACAGGAUUACAUAGGGGGUUUAUGCUAGUUUCUAAGCUUCAUAGAGCUCCUGCACUGCUAUAUACCCUGAGCUGUAAACAUGAAAGUUGGAUCUCUAUCUCAAAACAUUUGAUGGAUGUUCUUCCUGUUCUGUUAAGUUCUGAGAAUGUGAAGGACAUAAGAGAUAUUCUCUCUACUGUUCUUUCAACUCUACCUUCAAAUUUUGCUGAAUUCAUAAAGUGGGUAGCAGAAGUUCGAAGGCAAGAGGAGAAUGGUAAAAAUUUGAGUGAAGAGGAGAAAGGAAGGCUAGCUAUCAAGGAAGAGGUAUUGAAACAAGUGCAGGACACUCCUCUUUAUAAGCAUGUCACAAGCAUUUUAUUUUCAGAAAAUUCUAUCUGCCAGCUAAAAGAAGCAAUGGACAGCAGUUUGGCCGAUGUUGCUGCGAGCAUUUGCUGCCAAGGAGCAGGCCUUUUUUCAGGAAGAUCUGGUUCAUUGGAUAGGUUUUGCUGUCGUCAAACAUGUGUUAGAUGCUACAGAGCUACCGGGGACAAUCCUGCUACAGUGGUGUCUGGGACAAUUGUAAAUGGGAAUGGGGAGCAGAGGGUUGAUGUUCUGGUCCCUACAUCUCAAGCAAAGACUAGCUGCUGUCUUCCGGGGCAAGAUGGUUGCUUACAGAUGCACCCUGGAAGCAAUGAUGUGCUGACUGCACUAUUGCUGGCAUUACCUCCACAAACAUGGUCUCACAUAAAAGAUAUGAAGGUCUUGCAGGAAAUAGAGAACCUUGUCUCAGCAGAGAACCUGCCUCCUUUGCUGCAAGAAGAGAUUUUGCACCUGCGAGGGCAGUUCCUCCUCCUUAAGAGAUGCAAGGAUAACAAGUUAGAAGAAGAUUUGACUGCACCUCCCUUUUAGCUUGCUCUCCUAUGUUAUUAUAUAUACGUUGUUCUGAUGCGAGAUUCAAACCAAAUCACUGUAAUUCCUAGGACUUAAAAUUCAUCUUAAGCUGCAGGACGCAGAUGUCCUACUUUCUUUCGUUUUUAUAGGUUUAGUAAAAUCAAGAGCCCUAAGGCAUCCCUUGGAGCUAGAAACUCUUUAUGGAGAUUCAUUUGGUUUUCGCUCUUUAAUAAAAUGCAUCCCAUGAAGAAUGAGAGGGUCUUUGAUCUAUCCAGGAGAGUCAGGUUCAUUGGUUAGCUGUGGGGGUACCUUACACAUAAUAUGAGAAACCCUGCUCUAAAGCUUUUAUGUCCUGCAAGUGACUGGGUGGAUUCUGACUUACAUCUUACUUGAUCAAGACUUCAUUGUAAUAUGCCGCAUCUUCUACCUAUAGUAGUUUACUGACAAGCGCUGAAGGAACAGUUCAUAAAUGUGUUGACAUCCUCAUUUCUCUCUGAAACAGUAUAGCAUAAGCUGCAGUUCAUUUUCU
Lycium barbarum (goji berry) is the source of this 2172-nucleotide messenger RNA. RefSeq names its product glutathione gamma-glutamylcysteinyltransferase 1-like. Gene Ontology annotation, molecular function: metal ion binding; glutathione gamma-glutamylcysteinyltransferase activity. Bases 156 to 1661 code for a protein of 501 amino acids. Lineage: Eukaryota; Viridiplantae; Streptophyta; Magnoliopsida; Solanales; Solanaceae. The record is from RefSeq and is a predicted model, not a curated record. The transcript has 8 exons. Gene Ontology annotation, biological process: response to metal ion; cellular detoxification of cadmium ion; detoxification of copper ion.